Pelobates fuscus (common spadefoot toad) is the source of this 3990-nucleotide messenger RNA. It is a transcript of the gene RNF125, whose product is annotated as ring finger protein 125. Lineage: Eukaryota; Metazoa; Chordata; Amphibia; Anura; Pelobatidae. The coding region runs from base 515 to 1204 and encodes 229 amino acids. Gene Ontology annotation, biological process: protein polyubiquitination; ubiquitin-dependent protein catabolic process. The transcript has 6 exons. Gene Ontology annotation, molecular function: ubiquitin protein ligase activity. Gene Ontology annotation, cellular component: VCP-NPL4-UFD1 AAA ATPase complex. The record is from RefSeq and is a predicted model, not a curated record.
AAUCUCAAAAAUAAGAAGGGGAGGGACAGUAGGUUGGUUUGGUCGCAAAAUGCAGCAUUCAUUUGUACUUGCCUCCAGGACAAAAGUUUCCACCCUCCUUUGUAAUAUAUGCUCAGAUCACACUACAAAACUCUUGUUGCUGGAAGGAUUGGAACAAUUAGCUCCUCCUUGUUCUCUUUAGUAUCAGUUAGCAACAAGCCCAUCUUUGGACAGAAGGAGGGGGCCCAUCAGACUGCCUCACUCCUGUCUCCUAUUACCAGCCCUGCUGUUUACUUUAGCUGUAGUCCUGGCACUAAGCACAUGCUGCUUCCUAACAAUAGGACACGUCGUCGUCUAUUGGCCAGAGCAUCACAAGCGCAUGGAACUGUAACCCGAGCUGUUUCCAGCAACCUCUUCACUUUAGAACUCUGGGCAACACUUUAAAAAGAUUACUUUCUCCAUCAGUGAUAGCAGACCCGCAGCUGCCUCUUUGUGUUCGUUUCAUCCUCAGGAAGGAUCUUUCUUCAGAUCUAACAUGGGUAUCAAGCUGUCUGUCUUCAACAAUGAAGAGAACAGGGAUGCCAACUCCCAGGUCAUUCCUGCAGAAGAUCCUGAUCCCAACUUCACUUGUGCAGUCUGCCUGCAGGUGUUGGAUCAACCAGUGAGGACACGUUGCGGCCAUAUAUUUUGCUAUGUUUGUAUUAAAGCCAGCUUGCGGGCAAGCACAUAUUCAUGCCCAUACUGCCGGACUCAGCUUGUUUCAGAAGGAACACCUGCAGUUGAUAUAAUUAAGAAGAUGAAAACUGUAUUUCAAAACUGUGAGGAGUGUGACAAAAUGGUUUGCUUGAGUGACAUGAGAGCACAUUUAAAUAUAUGUGAGCCAUACAUAAUGAAAUACGGCCCCCUCGAGGAUAUCGAGAAAAAGCAAUACAAAGAUGAUGUGUAUCCAUGUCCGUUUUGUCACGUGGAGCUAGAUGUAGAUGGCCUUGUAGAACACUGCUUUACUAACCACGGCCGAGAAACCACACCAGUGGCGUGUCCGAUUUGUCACCUGAUGCCAGGAGGAGAUAUAAGCUACAGGAGGAGCUUUCUGAAGCAUCUCCAUAACAGGCACGCUACAUACUAUGAAAACUACAUAGAUAUAGAUGUAGUGGAGGACAUUGUUGUUGAAAGAGUCAUUGAUAUCUCUCUGAUACACUGGAUGAGGCCUUCACAAAGAACCUAAAGUGAUCCCAAGACCAACAAAAGAAGACUUUCAUUGGGUGCUAAUGUGUAUGCCAUUUUGGAUUUGGUGAUUCAUUACUUUGGACUAAACAUGACAUGUUGUUUUUUUGUUUUAGUUUUUAACGGAACCCUGCACAUUAAUAAGGCCUUUUACUCUGGGAUUGCUGGAGAAAAUAAUUACCACAUUAAUUUAAACACAUACAUAUAUAAAUAUGCACGUAUGUUUACAUAUGCAGGCAUAUAUAAACGUUUGUGUUUGUAUGUGGUUUAAAAUGCAUAUUUACAACACAAAGGAAAUGUGAAAUAUUGUUCUGCAAGCAUCUAAUCUCUAUUUGUGAGCCAAUGAUUGGUUUGCAUUGUGAACAUUUACUGAAAUUAUGAUCUUUCUAGUAUCCAGUCUUAAGAAUUAUGCAUUGCUGGUAUAUAUUUAAUGAACAGAAUUUUCUUAAUAACAGCUUAAAAUACUGUUAAACACCCCAUUAGCAUCACUAAAUACUGGGAAAAUCUAGAAAAAAGCAGUUGCACUGUUUGUUCUUUUUUGACGAAAGGUCUGUCACGAAUCUGCUUUACAAUGGUGGUGAUUAUGUAGAAAUCUCUGCCUGUUGUUUCUUGCAGAUGAGUCAGGUCAGUAGAAAUAUGAGCAAGCCCUUAGGAGCCGUAACAGAGGCCAGCUUUCCAGGGGCAAAAUUGAAAUGGAAGAAACGUGAUUUAAGAAAGGGAAAGGAAGAUGGUACGAAAUAUUGUAAUUUUUCUAACUCCCGCCAAAGGCAGUGUAUGAAGUUAAUGUUCAUUCUUUUAUUAAUGCCCUAUAGUAUGAUCAUUGACACAGGAACUUCUGUAUUGAAUCAGUAACAUGACUUGGUUGGAAAAGUCAAAGGUCACUGGCGAUCAAGUUGGCCUGGUUUGGCCUUUAACCCUGCCAUGAAAUUAUUUUUCUGAGCUGUUAAGGCAUUAGAGUAGUCUAACAGGAUUUAUGUACAAAUAUUUCACUGUUGUAUUGUCUUUCAUCUGGCUGUAAACGUUUCCCUAGCAAGCCUUUCAAGUCUAGCUCAACUUGAUGCUAUUUUUUUUUUUUAAAGGGGACAUUGAAAUAUUUUAAAGACCACAUAGAUGGAUUUUAUAAUGCAUUACAAUUCUGUUGAGUAGCUGUAGCAGCAAUAUGGCUUAUUUAAUUAGUAGAAUAGAGGUGUAAGCAUUGUGGCUUACAAAAGAACAAGGAGAUAUUUCAAAUAUUUUAUGGAAUCCAUGUUCAUUCAUGAAAUACACACAUUUAUAUGGUUUCAGAAGUAGAUAUAAGCAUUGCUUACAUUUUUUUAUACAUUUUGUCUUAUAAAAAAUAUGUUAAGUGGUGAUUUGGUUGAGGUUGGAAUUUUACCUUUGCUAUGCACAUCCACCCAACCUAACGCCAUGUCUAAACAUUAACAGUUUAGAAUUCCAUAGUGAUUGAACACUGCAAGUUGUACAUUGUAGCAAAAUGAAAGCUAAAUUGUAGCAAAACUGAAUUCUAAUACUUUAGCUUAAAAUGCGCAUGCUGUGACAAUAGUUGAGUUCAAAUCAAAUCAGGGAUUUUUGCCUAAAUGUUGCAGUUCAGUUUUUUAAGUCACUAUAAUUUGGUAUUUAGUGAAUAAUCCUGAAUUUGUAGUGUCAUGGUUAAAAGGGGAUAGUUUAGUUUUAUUAAGGGGUUUGGAAUGUUGAAGUUCAGGGUUAGGCAACUUUCGGCACUGCAGAUGUUGUGGACUACAUCUACCAAAAUACUCCUACAGACAUAAUGCUAGGAGAUCAUCAGCGGAGAUGUGGCCCACAACAUCUCGAGUGCCAAAGGUUGCCUAACCUUGUAGUUUGUCCUGUCUAACUGACCAAUGUAUAUGUUUUUCACACAUUUUCAGUUAACAGUUGCUUCCUCGUUAAUGGUUCUUAACAUAUCCUCUGUACAUUCUACAGUUUUGAAGUUAAUUAUCAGGAUCAGGAAGCUAUGGCCACUCACAGAUUUCUUUACUAAAGUGAGAAAUCAAAGUGAAUUCCAAAUUGAAGGUCAAAAUAGCCGAUCUGGAAAAUUCUCUGUCAGCCUUGCUUUCAGUUUGGCUACUCUGACCCUAAAGGAACACUUAUAGUGUUAGGAAAACAAACAUGUAUUCCUAACACUAUAGUGCUGGAGUUGCUGUUUAGGUGGCUGAACCCCCUCUAUGUGAAGUAAAAUGCUAUUUAAACGUACCUUUUCUCCAUUGCUGUAGCUUUCCAUGGUUGAAAUCAUCAGUCUUGAUGAUCUCAGCCUAUGCCUUCACAUAGGAAAGCAUUGGGAGGCUAUUGCGCAUGCGCGGCAAAGCAACACACUGCACCAGUAAGCACCAGUAAUUAAAUCAAUGCAUAUCUAUGGGGAGCGUUCAGAGUCUCCAUGCAGACAUUGAACGUACACUGUGCAGCACUGGACUAGGAAGCACCUCUGGCAGCCGUCUGAGUGACUGCCACUGGAAGUGUUACUAGGCAGCAAUGUAAACACUGCCUUGUCUCUAGCUGCAGGGACAUGCUAGAGAUCCCAGAAUCACUACAUUAAGCUGUUGUGGUUUUGGUGAAUAUAGUGUCCUUUUAAAAUGGGUAUUUUAUAAAAAGAUUUUUUUUUUUUUAAUUCAAAAUUCUUUUGAAAUAGACAUAUUGACUGUGUUGGAAUUUCACUGCCAUUUUUUGUGAAAACACACACGUCAACAAUAUUUGUUUUAAACUAAUGGAUGAUAAACAUUAGCUAAAGCUAGUUGGAUGGUGUUUUUAUAAUAAAGCAUUUACUCAUCCCUA